Messenger RNA from Acytostelium subglobosum LB1, 273 nucleotides. RefSeq lists its product as hypothetical. The transcript has 3 exons. Gene Ontology annotation, cellular component: cytoplasm. The coding region runs from base 1 to 273 and encodes 90 amino acids. The record is from RefSeq and is a predicted model, not a curated record. NCBI's taxonomy places the organism in Eukaryota, Evosea, Eumycetozoa, Acytosteliales, Acytosteliaceae.
AUGACUCUCAAGGUUGAUUUGUUCACAUCAUCUGCCACCGGCAUGCUGAAGAUCAAGAAGGAUCAAAGUGCACUUAAGACUCUUUUGGAGGCCAAGGGCAUCAAGUACAAUGAGUACGAUGUCGCCUCUGACACUGAGAAGAGAUUGUGGAUGAAGGAGACAAGUGGAAAGACUGAGUUGCCACAGUUGUUCGUCAAUGACAAGUUUGUUGGCAACUACGACGAUCUCCAGGAGCUUGAGGAGGGUGGAAUGUUCAUGGACCUCUUCAAAUAA